Soboliphyme baturini is the source of this 951-nucleotide messenger RNA. Lineage: Eukaryota; Metazoa; Nematoda; Enoplea; Dioctophymatida; Soboliphymatidae. The record is from the annotation of a GenBank genome assembly.
AUGUACAGACUUUUGAUCUCCAAGGAUGAUUUGAAACGAAUUCGAAUUAUCCAAGAUGAAGUACAUUCAAUCCCGAAGCGUCGAGCCGAAUGUUUAAAAGAGAGCCAGAAACUUUUUCUUAUAGGACUGGAAAAUAAGGAUGAAAAACAAGUCACUUUUGCUUUGCAGUGCUUCCGGAACAUGAACGCGUUGAAGGAGCAAGUUCGCCUUUACAUGGACGAUAUAUCUGCAGAGUUUGAAGGCAUGUUAAACCAAAUUUUUGAAAGCACUGCACGAUCUACUUACACCUCUUCUGAAGGCAAAACAAUUCCUGGAAGUGCGUCGUUGCCUAAUAUUUCUGUUGCUUCUGCUGUUCAGUCUUCGUUAUGGCCGCACAUGAACGACCUGUUUGAGUUCGUGAAAGAUCUGUUGAAAAAGAUGAUUGUUUUGCAUGGCGUCACACAGAGGAAGCGCGAUACAGUGUCCCACAAACUCUGGUCUGACCUAAUUGGACACGACGAUGAGGAUCGGUUGUGGCGAGCGUUAGCCUACCUCCUGCAGCAGAAGUUUUCUGACCACACCGCUUUCCGUCUGACGUUCCAGUCGAACUAUCCACAGCUGCUGCGCAUGAUCAACAGUGCAUUUUUGGUGCCUAACCAGCUGGCCAUGACCACAUCUGCCAUAGGCAGCAGCGACUCUUCGGGUCUGACCAGGGACUCUUUCUAUGAACAGUACAAGUUAUUGCGAAAAUCUGCCCUUGUGCUUGAAAAUGCAUUUGUUGCGAAGUCACUGUCGCGCAUGUUUUCUUCAGUUGAAUCUGCCUUUGAAGAUUCUUCCAAGCGUAUUCCUGACGAAGCUACGACAGAAAUCGUGGUCAAGUCAUUAUCGAUUGAACUUUCCGCGGUUGAAUUCGAUGGGGAGCUGUUUUCUCAGGUUUUUAUUUUUUCAGAUAUUUUUUCAACUUUCCUUUAA